Eucalyptus grandis is the source of this 2847-nucleotide messenger RNA. RefSeq names its product probable LRR receptor-like serine/threonine-protein kinase At3g47570. The record is from RefSeq and is a predicted model, not a curated record. Gene Ontology annotation, biological process: protein phosphorylation. The transcript is spliced from 3 exons. Bases 1 to 2847 code for a protein of 948 amino acids. Lineage: Eukaryota; Viridiplantae; Streptophyta; Magnoliopsida; Myrtales; Myrtaceae. Gene Ontology annotation, molecular function: protein binding; protein kinase activity; ATP binding.
AUGACGGACAAGCUUGCAUUGCUUGCAUUCAAGGCUACAAUAACUGAGGACCCUUUUGAGGCGCUCAAUUCAUGGAACCAUACGACCAACCACAGUCGGUGGCAUGGUGUCACGUGCGGUUGCCUACACCGUAGAGUCACGGGACUCAACCUACCAGACUUGAAGCUUUCCGGAUCCAUCUCCCCUCACAUUGGAAAUUUGAGCUUCUUGAGAAUCUUGAUACUCAGCAACAAUAGUUUCCAUCACAAAAUCCCACAAGAAGUCAGCCAUUUGCACCGUCUACGUAACUUGAUAUUAUCCAACAACACAUUGGACGGUGAAAUCCCGAGAAACUUGUCGAGUUGUGCUCGCCUUAUACAGCUUGCCCUUGCUCACAACCGGCUAAUUGGAGAAAUUCCCAUCGAGUGCAUUUUUUCAGUGAAGCUUCGGUAUCUUUCGUUAGGUAACAACUAUCUAACGGGAACUAUUCCUUCAUCCAUCGGAAACAUGUCAUUGUUAGAGGCUCUUAGUCUAACUUGGAAUGAAGUGGGUGGGAAGAUACCCCAAGCUCUAGGAAAAUUAACUAAACUCAAACGGCUUCAUUUAACACAAAAUAGGUUGUCAGGCACAAUUCCUCCAUCUAUCUUCAAUCUUUCUUCCAUGCAGCUAUUCGAGAUCUCUGGAAACCAAAUAGGAGGGAAUCUUCCAACCAAUAUAGGCUUUACUCUUCCAAACAUCGAGAUUUUCACCAUUUCCUUUAACCAAUUCACUGGAGCGAUUCCGCGGUCAAUGUCUAAUGCAACCACUUUAAGAUGGUUACAAACCAGUAGGAACAAACUCUCGGGGAAAAUGCCUCCUUUGGACCACUUAAACAAUCUCCAACUAUUGCUUGUCUCGUCUAAUUAUUUGGGGAACGGAGGAUACAAUGAUUUGACUUUCUUUUGCUCGUUGACUAACGCCACCACUCUACGGUUUUUGGACAUGCAAGACAACAGCUUUGGCGGGACGUUGCCUGAAUGCAUCGGUAAUUUCUCCAUUACUCUCUUAGAAUUGUGGUUAGGCGAUAAUCUAUUGUUUGGCACAAUUCCUAGAACGGUCGGAAAUCUCGUCAACUUGGGAAGGCUUCUUUUGCACCACAACAGGUUUUCAGGUACCCUCCCAUCCAUGUUGGGAAAUCUUCAUAACCUAGUGGAAAUGAAAUUAUCUUAUAACAAGUUUUCCGGAGCAAUUCCGUCUUCAUUAGGAAACCUAGUAAAACUGGCACGACUCUAUCUCGAUCACAAUAACUUUCAUGGCUACAUUCCUUCACGUCUAUUAGAGUGCCGAAGUUUGGUAGAACUUGAUCUAUCCUGUAACAACUUAAAUGGAACCAUACCUCCAAAACUCAUAGGCCUCUCAUCACUAUCUAUACUUCUAAACUUGUCUCGAAACCAUCUCACCGGUGUUCUACCUGAAGAAGUUGGGAAAUUGAAUAUUUUGGCUCAAUUGGAUGUCUCUAGAAACAUGUUAGACGGCGACAUUCCAGCUAGUCUUGGCAGUUGUGUUGGAUUGGAAGUGCUCAAAAUGCAGGAGAAUUCUUUUCGAGACUCCAUUCCUCCAUCUAUUAGUAUGUUGAGGAAUAUCAAGGAGAUAGAUCUUUCACACAACAAUUUAUCCGGUCAAAUUCCAGAGUUUUUCGAUGCAUUUCACUUCUUGGAGAUCCUGAAUCUGUCGUACAAUAACUUUGAAGGCACAUUACCAACUAUAGGAAUCUUUAAUAAUGUGAGCACUACUUUUGUCUCUGGAAAUGACAAGCUUUGUGCAAGAAUGCCGGAAUUUCAUCUGCCGAAAUGUAGCUCUAAAAAGUCAAGCCAAAAACCAAUCGCUAAGUGGAAGCUCACCAUCUUGAUUCUUUUCGGGGUUCUUGGAAUAGCUCUCGUUCUUGCUCUCAUUAACUUGAUCGGGGUCGGUGGUUUUGGAUCUGUUUACAAGGGAGUCCUCGAGGAGAAUGGAAAUGUCAUUGCUAUAAAGGUGCUUAAUUUGAUGCUUCAUGGUGCGGUGAAGAGCUUCAUAACCGAGUGCGAGGCUUUAAGAAAUGUCCGACACCGUAAUCUUUUGAAAGUCCUAACGGUAUGCUCGAGCACUGAUUACAGGGGCAAUGAGUUUAAGGCCUUGGUUUAUGAGUUCAUGGUCAAUGGCAACCUAGAAGAUUGGCUACAUCCAAGCCCAUCACCAACUAAUGUAGAUGGGAAUGCGCAGAAAUUGAGUCUCAUCCAGAGGAUAAAUAUUUCCAUCGAUGUUGCUUCAGCAUUAGAUUAUCUCCAUAACCACCUGCAAAGUCCUGUUAUCCAUUGUGAUUUGAAGCCAAGCAACGUGUUGCUAGAUGCUGAAAUGAUUGGACAUGUUGGAGACUUUGGUUUGGCAAAGGUCGUGAUUGAAUCUACCGAUGACACUAAAGCGAGAAUGAGCUCUACUGGUGUAAGAGGAACUGUCGGCUAUGCUGCUCCAGGUGACGCGGAAUAUGGAAUGGAGAGUGUGGCUUCAAGAGAAGGCGAUGUUUAUAGUUAUGGCAUUCUCUUGCUUGAGAUGUUCACAGGCGUGAGUCCAACAAACGAAAUGUUCAGAGAAAAUUUUAACCUUCAUAAGUUCGUCAAGGAAACCUUGCCUAAACAACACCUAGAGAUUACUGAUCCUCUUCUACUUCAAGAAAUGGGGGGCUAUAUGGGCACCCGCAGAGGUGAUGCAGCUCGUGAAUGUCUGGAGAUGGUCUAUAGAGUCGGGGUUGCUUGCUCAGUCCAAGCACGCAGAGAGCGGAUGAACAUUGCGAAAGUCGCAGCUCAGUUACAUUUUAUCAAGGAUAAACUUCAUGCAGCUGGUUUCCAAGGAUAG